Stegodyphus dumicola is the source of this 333-nucleotide messenger RNA. RefSeq lists its product as uncharacterized. The record is from RefSeq and is a predicted model, not a curated record. NCBI's taxonomy places the organism in Eukaryota, Metazoa, Arthropoda, Arachnida, Araneae, Eresidae.
AUGCCAGCCAACAUACAUUCUGAUAGAGGAUCUUUGUUUAUGUCUCGUGAAUUAAAAUGCUUCUUAACUUCACUUGGUAUAGCAACAAGUCGCGCAACUGCAUAUAAUCCUCAAGGAAAUGGCCAAGUAGAGAGGUAUAAUGGAAUCAUAUGGAAAACCAUCCAUCUGGCACUAAAAUCAAAGAACAUGGCUAUCGAACUUUGGGAGGGUGUUCUGCACGCUGUUUUGCAUUCGAUCCGGUCACUCUUAUAUACAGCAACAAAUGCCACACCACAUGAACGUAUGCUCAUCUAUGCUAGAAGAUUGUAUAAUGGAUGUUCUUUACGUGGUUAA